AUGAAGACGGAGCAGAGUCUGGGAAGCUGGCAGCGAUUGGAUGAGGUCAUGGUCUUUCUCUUCCGCCUCCAUCUCUCUCUUUCCUUCCGCUCUCUCCCUUUCUCCACAUCCUCCGCCUCCGCCUCCAUAUAUACACCCACUUUCCGCUCACUAUCUAACAUGUCAAAAACAUACGCCACGGAAGAGCAAGUAGCCGUCGCAGCCGUGCGGCGCGCGUGUCACCUCACCUCGCGCGUCUUCAACACGCUCGUGAAGAACGAGACGCUCGUCAAGGGGGACAAAUCUCCCGUUACCGUCGGAGACUUCGCCGCCCAAGCCGUCAUCGCCUCCAUCCUUACGCACGCCUUCCCCGGCGACCCCAUCGUCGGCGAGGAGGACGCCUCCGACCUGCGCCUCCCCGAAGGAAAGGAGAUGAAAGACCGCAUUGUCUCCCUAGCAAAUGAGGCUCUCACCGAGGAGCUCGCGCUGGGGGACAACGUGAAUUGGGGGAUUGGGCCUGGGGCAAAGAAGACGGACGAGGAGUUAUUAGAUGCGAUUGAUCGGGGGCGGUAUGAGGGUGGGGGUGUGGGACGGAUGUGGACCAUCGACCCCAUCGACGGGACGAAGGGCUUCCUACGCGGAGAGCAGUACGCCGUGUGCCUAUCGCUUAUCGUCGAUUCGAUCGUCCAGCUCGGCGUCAUCGGGUGCCCCAACCUCCCCGUCGAUGCGGCACAUCCAGAAAAGGGCACCGGGUGCCUGUUCGUCGCUGUUCGCGGGCACGGUGCGCAACAACUAACUCUCUCCGGCGCCAACCCCGAGCCCCUGCACAUCCCCACCUCCGCCUCCUCCCCCGAGAACUUCGACUUCCUCGAAUCCGUCGAAGCUGCACACUCCUCUCACUCAUUCAACGAGCGCGUCUCCUCGCUGCUCGGCAUCACACGGCCCCCAACGCGGAUGGACAGCCAGGCGAAGUACGGGUGCCUCGCCAGGGGCGAGGGCGGCGCGUAUCUGCGUAUGCCGACGGUGGUAGGAUACCGGGAGAAGAUCUGGGACCACGCGCCCGGCCAGGUGCUCGUCGAAGAAGCCGGGGGGGUCGUCACUGACUCGAGAGGCGAGCCGCUUACAUUUGGGCAUGGGCGGACGUUAGGGGAGAACUAUGGGAUCGUAGCGGCUGGGAAGGAGGCGCAUGCGAAGGUGCUCGCGGCGGUGCAGGCGGUGAUUAAGGAGGAGAAGGAGAAGGCUAAAGCAUGA
Molecule: messenger RNA, 1230 nt
Organism: Cyclocybe aegerita
Lineage: Eukaryota; Fungi; Basidiomycota; Agaricomycetes; Agaricales; Hemipholiotaceae
Source: the annotation of a GenBank genome assembly